Messenger RNA from Scheffersomyces amazonensis, 1108 nucleotides. RefSeq names its product Pga33p (gene PGA33). Lineage: Eukaryota; Fungi; Ascomycota; Pichiomycetes; Serinales; Debaryomycetaceae. Bases 180 to 1025 code for a protein of 281 amino acids. The transcript has a single exon. The record is from RefSeq and is a predicted model, not a curated record.
AAGCUUAUAGAUUUAGGGGAAGUGUUUUACAUAUCGAACUGGUGGGGUAAUAGUCGAUAUAGUGCAAAUAGUCAUUUAUAGAACAUAUACAGAAAUCCAAGGUCUAGAACUAAAAAAGACCCUUAUAUAACGCAUACACAUCGUUUUCCUUCGCUCAGUUCUCGCUUAGUUAUUUCGUCAUGAGACUUAACUUAGUUGCGUUUUAUUAUGUUUUGACUUUGGCAGCAGUAGUAACUGCAGCAGACCCUCCAGCUGCCGCUACCACUACCCCAGCUGCCGCUGCUCCGGCUGCACCUGCUGCUGCACCUGCUGCUGCACCUGCUCCUGCUCCAGCUCCAGCUCCUGCUGCUGCUGCUGCUCCUGCUCCUGCUGCCGGUGCUGCCACUACGAACACUGACACAACAGCUACUACUCCAGCAGCCGCAGUACCUAAUACUGCUACCACUGCUACUACGCCAGUUGUUCCUCCUGCUGCUGGUGCUGUUGCAACAACUCCUACAACUGGUACAACUCCAACUACACCAGUAAUUCCAGGGGCUGCCACUACGCCUACAACUACACCAGUAGGUGCAGCAGGUGUUGCCACUACUCCAACUGUAACUCCAGCUACCACUGCUUUAGGUGCCACUACACCUGCUCCCGCAGGAGCUGCUGCUGCAACUACACCAGUUGCAGCCGCUGAUAACACAGCUACUAUGAAUGCCGCUCAAAUUCAACAAUGGUUAGCUACACAAACCAUAUUAUCUCUGUCAUCGGUGGCUACUACGCUCACUACUAAUACAUUACCUAACACUUUACCAUUCGUUAAUGCUGCCACUGCAGCAGACAACCCUGCACCUGAAACAGUCUCACUUAUCACCACUAUGUUAGAACCAUCUACUACAUCAACACAAGCAGCUGCUAGUUCAGGAUCACCAUCUCAUCCGGCAUCAGCCAAUCCAGCUCCUAUCACUUCAUAUAAUAACUGGUUAUACAUUCUUUCCUUAUGCUUAUCACUCGCUACUUUCGGUACUACACAUGUGUAGUCUUUCAAAACAUUUUCCCUUUGUACACUUUAUAUUUGUUAAUACUUCUCUAUAUUUAAAAUAUACAAAACCGUGCCUAUACA